AUGGAGCAGAAUGAGGUCUUCAAGAAGACUGAGGGGGGUGUCGACUUCAGAACAGUGGGAUGGAUGAGAGCCUCUGUUAUAUUCUUGAAGAUUAUCUUCGCGACCGGUGUCCUCAGUAUCCCAACGGCGAUGUACUCUCUGGGUGCAGUAGGGGGCUCCCUUUCAGUCGUUGGCUGGGGCCUACUGACCACUUACACCGCGGUGAUUCAAGGUGACUACCGCAACAGACACCCCAGCUGCCACUCCAUCGCCGACAUGGCGGGCGUUUUGGGUGGCGUGGUACUGAGAGAGAUUGUCGGUGUGCUCUUCUUGAUCGCCUAUAUUCUUUGUGCUGGUUCAGGAAUUCUUGGAGUGUCCAUUGCUCUCAAUGCUCUCUCUACCCACGCUGCAUGCACAGUUUGGUGGUCUUUCAUCGCAUUCAUCGUUGUUUCGGUAACUGCUUCAGUUCGAAAAUUUCACUCCAUUGGAUGGCUUACCUACGUCGGAUUCGCCUCUAUAUUUGCUGCAGUCUUCAUCGUUGUGAUUGCAGUGACAACCCGCGAUCGACCAGCAGCAGCCCCUCAAACUGGUGACUAUGAGCUAGGAUACUACGCCAUCGCACACCCAACUUUUAUUUCUGGUAUUACGGCUUCAGCUACUAUCUUCGUUUCGUCUUCAGGGACAUCGGCAUUCUUGCCCGUUAUCUCAGAGAUGCGUAGGCCGCAGGAUUACAGGAAGGCUCUGUUCACGUGUAUGGCCUUCGUACAGUCCACCUACCUUUGUUUCUCUCUUGUGGUAUACAGGUGGUGUGGACAAUGGGUCGCCUCUCCUUCUAUUGGAAGCGCUGGUCAGACAGUAAAGAAAGUCGCAUAUGGAAUCGGACUCAUUGGACUCAUCGUCUCCGCCUGCUUGUAUCUUCACGUGGCAGCGAAGUACCUGUUCGUCCGAAUCCUGCGUAACACUCGCCACCUUCAGCAAGAUACCGUAAUUCACUGGGGAACAUGGCUGGGAUGCACUUUCGGCCUGGGGGCUAUCUCCUUCAUCCUCGCCGAAGCCAUCCCCAUCUUCAACUACCUGCUCGCACUCACCGGGUCGAUUUGUUUCGCGCCCAUAGGUAUUGCCCUUCCGGGGUUCUUGUGGCUGAGUGACUUCAAGCAUUAUAGGAAAGGAUCCGUAAGGCAGAGGGUGGAGUUCUGGUCGCAUUGGUUUUUGCCCUUGCUUGGUGCAUUUCUCUGUGUAGGUGGAACUUAUGGGGUUGUACAGCUGAUUAUCGACGCUUAUGCGGAUAAUCAAAUUGGAUCUGCUUUCAGUUGUGCCGAUAACUCUGGCUCGACAUAA
Amorphotheca resinae ATCC 22711 is the source of this 1317-nucleotide messenger RNA. RefSeq lists its product as hypothetical. The record is from RefSeq and is a predicted model, not a curated record. The transcript has 5 exons. Gene Ontology annotation, cellular component: vacuolar membrane. Gene Ontology annotation, biological process: amino acid transmembrane transport. Lineage: Eukaryota; Fungi; Ascomycota; Leotiomycetes; Helotiales; Amorphothecaceae. Gene Ontology annotation, molecular function: amino acid transmembrane transporter activity. Bases 1 to 1317 code for a protein of 438 amino acids.